Messenger RNA from Suillus fuscotomentosus, 996 nucleotides. RefSeq lists its product as uncharacterized. The transcript is spliced from 3 exons. Lineage: Eukaryota; Fungi; Basidiomycota; Agaricomycetes; Boletales; Suillaceae. The coding region runs from base 157 to 693 and encodes 178 amino acids. The record is from RefSeq and is a predicted model, not a curated record.
GAUCGCCACUCACAUUCGAAUUGUUCGAUCUCCCGUGCCGCACUGAUCUCUGUUCCUAUUCACCUACCAUCAUCCUGUCUUCGGCGCACUUUCGAGCGCGCUGUUUCCAACAGACUCUGAGGAUGAGAAGACCACUCAUCUCCUCUAUGAAAGUUCAUGCGCAUCUUCACUCUCAACAUGCCCGUACACACGAUUGGAGACCCAGAGUACACCGACUUCGUGGACAUGUUAGGAGAGGACUGGUCCGGCAAACGUCAAGCUCUUCAUCUCAUCAAUCAAAUCGGGAGCAUCACCGAUGCCAUCGACUUUCUUUUUCCCCCGCACGUUCUACUGGAUCCAAUGACAUGCAUUCAACGACAUCAUGCUCGAAGCGCUGCCUGGAGAUUUCGGUGCCCUCAGACCGGUGAGAUGCAUUGCCUGUCUCGCAUCACUUUCAAGCCUCCGCGGAGCACCUGGACAGUCAACCAAAAAAAGUUUCCUCUCAGACCGGCAUACGCGACCACGUUCAACGGAUGUCAAGGUCUGACGUUGCAGAAAGCAGUACUAGACCUGCGCACGGACUCCUUCGCGCACGGACAACUAUACACGGCAUUGUCGAGAGUGAGAUGUCGUCGUGACAUUCGCGCGCUAUUUGCAGAGACUGAGGAUGAAAAGACGACGGCGAACGUAGUGUAUAAGCAUCUGUUACUAUGAUUGAGGUUGAACUACGUCUGAAGGCGAUCGGAGCGCUUGUGACGUAUAAGACAUAGACUGGGAAAAGUCCUCAGUUAUGGUGUAUUUAACUUAUCCUAUUCAUAUACACUUGAUACACCAACUGCCGUUUUCCAGCGCCUCCUCGGAAAAAAAAAUCUUGAUCAGGCGAGGAUCAGCCUGUGCGAAACUUAACAUUUAUCUGGUUAUAACGCAGCAUCCUAUUUUAAAAGCUUCGGUGGGAGGAGCGAUCAAUGCGGAUGGAGAGGUCUACUGCCAGACCGGGCGGGCCAGACCUGCAAAAGA